GGAGGAAUGGGACCUAUAAAGGAUGCAGGGUGAGCUCUGUGCCGCUUGUGGAAGGAAAGCAUCCAUCCUAGAGGGGAAGAUGGGUUCAGACAGCCGUUUGCCGGAGACCUCGGGGUCCUCCUCCCCUCCGGCACCCCCUCCGUACCUGGGAGGCGAAGGGUCCCUGGAGCUCCGGGGGUCUUUAGAUUGCUGGGCCUGUGCCGUCCUGGUCACCCUCCAGAACCUUUUGGUGGCUGGACUCAACCUGCUCCUGGUGGCACUCACCUUCGGCAUCGUCCUGCUCCCGGCCGGGGUCCUGGUCGCCUUCGGGGUCCUCUGCCACUCCAAGUUCUUACACACCCAGGCCUCCUACUGCACGGCCCACUUGCACGACUCAGCCUCGGUGGCCCUGCUGGUGGUGGGCUUCACGCUGGCCGUGCCACUCCUGGUCCUGGCCCUGGCCGCCUACUGCCGCUUGGCCCGCCGCCUCCAGCUGGGCUACUGCCUCGUCCCGUACAGCAAAGCCGUCUACAAGAACCUGCCAGCCUCCCAGUACCAUAGCUCCGGAUGCUGCUGCACGCAGGACCUCGACCCUGUGGAAAAGGUCUGGGUUUGAGGAAGGGGUGGCUACAGGGGGACGUGGGUUAGGGAUUGAGAAUGUCAAACUCUGAGGAAAUGGCUUCCCUCCCCUUCCAAAUGAAGGGGGGCUACUACAUUGUAUAUCAGACCUGUUCCCAAGCCUUGGGACUUGCUUGUGCAUACUACUGUUGUAAACGCAAGAGGUGUGACAUCCGACCAAGAGAUCUCUGGACGCAGUAAACACAAAGGAGGAAACAAGAAAUGGAAGAUUCGGCCAACUGCAUCGGUGUCAAGACUUCCUCCCAAAGCCUGCCAACAAUUCUGCUGGCAAAGACAACAGGAAAGACUUUUGUGUCGUUGUGGGGUAAAAGUAGCAACAAAUCCCUUAUGGAUGCAAAUACUCACGCCCCUGUGCCUUCCAGCCCCAUAGAAGAUAGAUCUUAAAGGCCCAGAGAACUUGUAAAGUACAAUUUUUUGUACUGGAGGUGAAUGGAUAAAUCACCCCUGCUUUUCUAUAUUCUGGGGUCUAACUGGUGGUAGUAGAUAUUAGUGCCUUUAUCUCACUUCUUCUCUUGAGCACAACUGUUAAUGCCAGAAAUGGGGGAAACAUGGCCUGUAUGCCAAAUAUGGGCCCCCAGCUUCUUGUAUUACGGUCCUCAACUGCUUUGAUCCUUUUUGUAAAACACUGCAUGUAGGUUAUUCAAGUAAAGCUGGUGAAGGCACAAAAGCAGUGCUUGGCUUCCUAAGGAGUCUCCAAAUUUAUCAAAAAUAUGCAAAGAACCUUAGUUUCAUAUGAAAGGGUUGUUUGAAAGGUGGAAGGGAAAGAGGAGGGGAUUUCGGCCCAGCAGAAAUGCCUAUGGAACUCACUGCUCCAUGAAACUGCUCUUAUAUAUGUAAGCCCUUCACUUGUAUUAUGCUAUCACCUCUUUAGCUAAUGUAUAUACCCCAAAUCCAUAUGCAGUUUGCGUGUUCAUUUCAUCUAAACAUUAUGUCAGUGAAUGGAAUUUGUACAGUUCUGUCCAUAUACAGACUAUAACUUUGUUACACA
Molecule: messenger RNA, 1606 nt
Organism: Anolis carolinensis (green anole)
Lineage: Eukaryota; Metazoa; Chordata; Lepidosauria; Squamata; Anolidae
Gene: tmem88
Product: transmembrane protein 88
Exons: 2
Coding region: 23-595 (190 amino acids)
Biological process (GO): negative regulation of canonical Wnt signaling pathway
Cellular component (GO): plasma membrane
Molecular function (GO): PDZ domain binding
Source: RefSeq, a predicted model, not a curated record